AUGGUUCGCGGCCGCCAGCUCGACCCGACCAUGCGCGCUCGCAUUUUCGAGCUUCGCGCCGCUGGAAACGGUGCUAAGAAAAUCCACAAGUACUUACCUGACGUUCCCUUCAACACCAUCAAAACAACCCUGCGCCGCUCCAAGACGCUCACGCCCGGCGCCGGCCACGGCCUCACGCCCACCUCGUCCUCUCGCGGCCUGCAGCAGCCCAUGUCUGACGAUGCCUCCCCCUCCGCCUCGCCAUCCCUUGAUCCGAAGCUGAGCGUUGUGCCCCCACUGAACCUCGCUCCCAACCCGAAUCCCAUCCGGCCCAUCCAGCAGCAGCAGCAACAACAACAGCAACAGCCACCACCACAACAGCCUCAACAGCAACAGCAACAACAGCAGCCUCAACAGCAGCCUGCACCAACACAACCAGCAUACCCCAAGGACCUCCAACGCCAACAGCAAGCCCAACAGCUGCAGCAACAGCAGCAUCUCCGAACACCAGGCGGCCCUCUCUCCUCAGCAGCCUCGACAGACUCCCAAGCCCGCGCCGCCCGCGCCCGCGCCUCCGCCUCCGACCUCCUCAACGAGAUUCUGCCUCCAGGCAGCCUCACCGGUGGCGGCGCCAGCGGCAGCAGCAACCUCACAGCGGCCACAACCGCCAACCCCGCCCUCGACCUCGACCGCCUCAAGACCGACUACCGCGCCAUGACCGACGCCCAGCGCGCCGCCGCCGACGCCGAGCUUGACCUGCGCAAGGCCGCUCUCGUCUCCGUCCGGUGGGAGGCGAGGCGGGAGCUCGAGGCCGCGAGGCGACAGGCGCAGCUCGAGCAGCUGCAGCAGCUGCAGCAGGAGGGUCUGGACGCCGAGACGUUUUAUGCACGCUUCCGCGAGCUGGUCACGCCCGGGCAGGCUGUUAACGGCACGGCUGUCGGGGUCACGCCAGGGACGGCGUAA
Molecule: messenger RNA, 942 nt
Organism: Verticillium dahliae VdLs.17
Lineage: Eukaryota; Fungi; Ascomycota; Sordariomycetes; Glomerellales; Plectosphaerellaceae
Exons: 1
Coding region: 1-942 (313 amino acids)
Source: RefSeq, a predicted model, not a curated record